This is a messenger RNA of Lachancea mirantina, 519 nucleotides long. NCBI's taxonomy places the organism in Eukaryota, Fungi, Ascomycota, Saccharomycetes, Saccharomycetales, Saccharomycetaceae. The record is from the annotation of a GenBank genome assembly.
AUGUAUUAUCUUCGGAAAAGUAGAGCUGAUGAAGUUGAGCAACUCAUGAUCAUCUUUGAUGCAGCUAAAGCCCAUCUCAAGUCCUUGGGAAUUGACCAAUGGCAACAAGGUUAUCCCAAUUCCGAUGGACUUUUAGAAGAUAUUAGAAAGGGCGAGGGUUACGUCUUAAUUUACGAGAAUGAAAUAGCUGCUGUGGGCGCUAUAUCAGGAGGAACUGAUCCAGAUUACACGAAUAUCGAUGGGCAGUGGCUUCCUCAGAGUAAUCACGAAAAAUAUGUUGUUGUUCAUCGAACUGUGGUUGCGGAUAAAUUUCGCGGUAGGAAUCUUUCGACCAUUCUCUUCUCAGGACUAAUAACUCUUGCGGUAGAAAAGGGCUACAAGGACAUUAGAGCCGACACUCAUCCUGCUAACAAAACGAUGCAGCAUAUACUCAAUAAACUUGGCUUCGCACAUCGCGGGUUUAUCACACAGCAAACCUCCCAGAAAGUUUUGCCAGCCUACCAAUUCAUCGUUGCCUAA